GUAUUUGAUGAAUUAAAUUGAUAACUUAACUAUUAUUUAUAUAUUAAUGUAUUUUUAAAAUAAUCAUUUUUAUAUAUUUUGUAACUACUGGCGUACUACUUAACGUACCAUUAGUUUAGAAACAAAGUAAAAUACAAGUACUUAUUUAUACAUAACUUACAUAAAGUCUCUGCAUAGACAGAUAGGCAAACAACAUAUAUAUUUGUUAUCCAUAUCUAGAUAACUCAUAUCGAUCCCCUCUCAGUUAGGGAUGGCAACAAAUCCCAAACCCAUGGGUACCCACCCGACCCAACCCAGUCAACGCGGGUAAAAUCCGUGUUGACGGGUUUUGGGCCGGGUUUGGGUUUAAACCUGUUCAUUAUUCACCGGGUUGGGAUUGAGUUUAGGUAAACCCGACCCAUGGGUACCCGCCCACACUCAUAUAGUUAAUUUUCUCGGUAUAUUUAAUAUUCUAAACAACUAAUCUUAUUUAUGUUUGUGGAGACAUGUCUAAUUUUUUUCUUUCUAAUUGUGUAGAAUGAAGUUGAUGUCAUCGAGUGGAGAGUGAAUAAACUUAAUUAAAAGCAAGAAACUUUCAAUUAAUCAUGUUAUUUAUGGAUAAUUUGUGAUUUGCUUUAAUUUUAUUGAGUUUUCUAGAUUGGUGUUGAACAAUUUGUAUAGUUAAUUUGUGAUUUGCUUGAAUUUUCUAGAAUGGUGUUUUAUAUAUGGAUAAUAUGUAUUGAGAGAUUGAUAUUUAACUUUAAUUUUGAUAGGAACUUGUUAUUGUAAAUUUUUUACGACAAAAACCUGUGGGUACCCAUGAACCCACGGAUACCCAGCGGGUUGGGUUGGAUUUGAGUUUUUCAAACCCAGUGGGUUUUACCCCGGGUUUUUUUCACGGAUAAACCCAUGGAUUUGGGUUUGAGUUUGGCAAAACCCGACCCAAUGUCAUCCCUACUCUCAGUCAAAACGUGGAAAUUCGAAAUGACAUUGCGGCUAUAACUUGAAAUUAUAUUAUUUGUAGUUAAUUGAAUGUCACAGGAAUCUCACUUCUAUUUUGGGCAUGGUGUUUCAUUUUCAAACUGGAUUAGAGUUAGCCCAUCUGGAGAAAGGACUGUAUAUAUCUUCUAAUCUAUAUGUAAUGUGUAUCUCUUCAAGUUAGUCUUUCCUGUCUGUGGAUUAGUUAGCGCACAUUAUAUUAAUGUAUCACGUAAAUUUAUGUAUUCAUUACUUUCUUACAUUACCUAUUUCUAAAAAAAUUAUUUAUAUAUAACAUGCACAAAUAAGGUUUACUUCAGGCCUUGACAUUUGGCAACAUGCUUUAAUAAGCAACUAAAUACCUUUUCCUGUUACCAUUCUCACCCACUCCCCUAGAGGAAAUCGCCCUUAUCUCGGCUUAAGUAGACGACUUCAACAGGUUUAAGAACUUUGUGAGGCAGUGAAAACAAGACCAUUUCCUUUUUCUGAAUGGGAUUUGUUCGAAUAUAAAGAGAAGACCAUUCCAUGUUGUAAAAUGGGAUUUGUUCACAGAGUCAUUAUUUUUCAUACAUUUGGUCCGUGAAUUGUAUAUUCACCCCACCAAAGUCACCACCACAGUGACGUUUUGCUUUUUUUAAUACAAUUUACUAAUCAAACAUUUCAAACUUCUUAUUAAAUUAUUAGUAAAAUCUUUCAAAAUACAAAAUUAUUAGUCAAAUAUUAAACUUUGGAGAAUAUAAAAUAUUGCAAAUGGGGAGCCAACUAAGGUUCUAGUUAGUUGAAAGGAUGUUCCAAGAAAAAAAAAAUAUUCUCCGAUAUACCAAUGUGCAAUAAAAAAAUUGUGAGAAAGGAAACUUAGGAAGAAGGGAAAAGAAUAAAAAUAAAAUAAAAUAUUGGACUUACAAAAUCUACACCCAUGUAUCAUUAUUAUUUCGUGAUUGGUAAUCGUGUUUGCUAAAUCACAUCGUAUUAGCAUAUUAAAUAAAAAAAUCGACGGUUAGAGAUCAAAUUGGUAUUGAAUUUUAUGAGUAUGAACGAUUAUGGGUUUACAAUAUUAUCUUUAACUUAUCCGAUACCAUUUUCGAUAAGAUUUUCCAAUCCUUCAUAAUACCAUAUAUUUAACUUAGAGAACCAAAAUUAGUUAUGCCACCUUUUAAAACAUGCGAAGUCAAAGAUAAACCAUUUUUUCGGGAUAAUGUACUCUAAUUUUUCAUGCACCGGCUACAAUAAGUCAACAACAUUUUUUAAAAAUUGUAAUAAGAAGUCAAGAGUUUAACUCUUUAGUCAAUGAAAUGAUGUAAUUAUAAAAUAGUAACGAUUCCUUUUUCUAAAAAAAUUAACGUUCCAUUUUGAAGGCUUGUAAUUUACCGUUGAUCAGUCUUAAUUAUCGGAAAUUUGAAAUUAUGUAAGAGAUUAAAAGAAUGAGGAAACUGGAAAAAAAUACAUGCUAUCAAAUCAUUAUUUAAUUCUGCUGCAUAAAUGUUGAACUAUUAAUGGUAAAGAUAAUUAUUUGAAAAGAAGGAAAUGGUAAAGUUAAGAGAAUACAGUGAAUUCAGCCAAAGAAAUGUUCUUUUUUAGAAAUAGGAAAUUAGGAAUAAAGGAAAUGAAAUAUCUUAAGGAGGAAUAGGAACCAAAGAAAGAACAAAUUUGAGACCAUAAGCAAAUCACACAAUUAUGUCCUUUAUCAUUACUAAUUCUCUAUAGAUUAGCUGAUCUAUAGAUCACAAACUUAAAAAAUUUACCUAGUUGAUGUUCAAUCUUAAGUGAUAGGCUCAUUGCUUGUAAAAGAUUUACCUCGUUGUAUCAUACAUGUGUGGUUCUCUUUAGUUUCAGAUAAUUCAAAAUGUAAAGGUAUAUGAGGGAGCUCUUUUGAUAAGACAAGAGUCUUUUGUGUAACUGAAAAGAUUGAUUUUGGGAUAAUAUUUUUCUUAGUUUAUAAUUGUCUUUAUUUAACUAGAAAUUUUCCAUUAUUGAACAAUAUUUUUGCAUUUUUAAUUAUAAAUUCUUUUCAUGAAAAAAAUCAGUGUUAAGUUUAUGAUUAUAAUAAAUUCAUAAAAAAAUCCUAAAAUUUUGCAAGUAAUGUAAUUUCGAGUGGUGGUGUUACAGGAAAUUUCAGUGAAAAAGAUUAGGAUAAAAAGACAGGGAAAAGCUGAAGAAAUUGACCGUUCCCCAAAAAACCAAAUGAUAACUACAACAGGAAAAAACAUUCAUUAAUUACGAGGGAUUUGGUUUACUUAUAUAAAAUUUCAGUGAAAAAAACAUUAUACAAAUGCACGCCAUUGCUGUAUAGUGUAUACAUGGUGUCACGUUCCUAUCUUCCAAAUAAAAAACUCCCAAUAAUUUUUCUAACCCUCUACCAAAAAUACGAAAAAGGCACCAAAGUUCUCUCUCUCCUUCCGUUUUUUAAUACUCUCUCUCGUCAUCUCAUCCAACUUUUUACAGUUCAUACGGACAGACUCUGUCCAUCUCUGUACCAAUUGUAGACUAGACUAUAAUGUGGGAGGGAGAGGGAUGGAGCUCUACAUUGUAGAGAGAGAAUGGAAGUCUCCAUUGGUCUUUGGUACUGAGUCAAGCUAGAACAUGGGGUGACUCGGAAGGUUAUGCAGCUGGAGGAGAUCUAUCUCUCAAGUGUCUGAAACUGCUGCUCUUAAUCGACUUCUGGUUUUUUUUCCCCCUCCUCUUUUUGGGUAAGUUCUUGAUCUGAAAUGGCCUUAAAGUUUCCAUCUUUCGCAGUUUUUCUUCCUACCCAUUUGCUCGAACCUCAUGUUGUUUUGUGGGUCAAUGGCGGCGGCGGCAAACAGGCCACAUUUUUUUUUUCUUUUCAUUUUGGGGGUAUUUCCAUGUUAUUGUUCUUCCUUUGCCUUGCCUUGUCGUGUCUGGUUCUGUUUUCUUAAUUGUUGUUCAUGUUUUUUGUAUGUGUUCUCUUUGAGCCCUAGAAAUGUGGAUUCUGUUUCACAAGUUGUUCCUUUGAUUUGAUCCCUGAGGACUUAGGCUAGUUUGAACGCCUGGUGUUUUCCCCAGGAGGUGGUUCCAUCUGAAAUUUCCCUAUGACCUGUUCUUUCUGUUUAAUCUCUCUUUCUCACCUGCUGCACAUUCUUCUUCUGAUCUAUGAUUACUGAUACCUAUUGUUCUUCCCUGGUUUCUCUUCACAGUGUUACUAACUUGAAGGUCCAACUUCAGUUCAGCUCAUUUAUCUGCUUUUUUGGGAGAGUUCCAUUUUGCUACAGACUUGCUCCACCUUUACUUCAGAAGGUAUAAUAUCAAGAAUUUGAGACUCCGGAAACAUAUGAAAUUGUGAUUCUAUGUUGUUUUUGCUCCAACUCAGAUGAUUAUUUCUGUGUACAGGUACAGGAAAAAGACCGAGAAACAGGAAUUCGCAAAAGCCUAAUUAUAUAGGGGGAGUGGUUUAACAGAUCUACAGUUGUUACUCUGGCCUGGAUCCACUAUUGCAGUCUGUACUUCUGGUACAAAAACCAGUCUAUUGCAAGGUCCAAGCCACUUGCCCUUUUGUUGGUGGGUGGACUCAUGGCUACCCUAAUGCAUUCUGAGUCCAGGAGGCUCUAUUCUUGGUGGUGGGACAGUCACAUCCCCAAGAAUUCCAAAUGGCUUCAGGACAAUCUCACAGAUAUGGAUGCAAAAGUGAAAACGAUGAUCAAACUGAUAGAGGAAGAUGCAGAUUCAUUUGCUAGGAGGGCUGAAAUGUACUACAAAAAACGUCCAGAGCUGAUGAAGUUGGUGGAGGAGUUCUAUAGAGCUUACCGAGCAUUAGCAGAGAGAUAUGAUCAUGCAACGGUGGAACUUCGCCAUGCUCAUCGAACCAUGGCUGAAGCAUUCCCCGAUCAGGUGCCUCAUGGAUUGACUGAUGAUUCACCUUCUAGGCAGGAGGGUGAACCUCACACAUCAGAAAUGCCCCAUCCAAUUCAGGCUUCGCUAAGCCCAGAUGAAUGGGAACUCUCUUCAGCCAUUACAGAUAAUGGAGGUCUCAAACAGCUCAACAUGAUGUUUGGGGCUGAUUCAAAAGUUGCUGGAGGAAAGAUGAAGAGGGGUUCAAAGUUACCGAAGCAAACCGAAUCGGAACUAGACGUUGAGACCUUAAAGAAGACUCUUGGUGAGAUUCAAGCCGAGAAGGAAGCUGUUCUUCUUCAGUACCAACAAAGCUUGGAGAAGCUGUCUUGCAUGGAGAAGGAACUUAUGGAUGCCGGUGGGCUUGAUGAAAGAGCAAGCAGAGCUGAGAUCGAGAUUAAGAUCCUGAAGGAAACACUUGCCAAGUUAGAAGCCGAGAGAGAUGCUGGGCUGCUUCAGUACAACCAAUGCUUGGGAAACAUAUCAAGCAUGGAGAAUAUGAUAUCUCAGAAUCAGGAGCAUGCUAAGGGGCUCAAUGACCGGGCAAUGAAAGCUGAAACAGAAGCACAGAGACUCAAACGAGAGCUUUCAGGAUUGGAGUCCGAGAAGGAAGCUCGUCUUCUUCAGUACAACCAAUGUAUUGAAUUGAUAUCUAUUCUGGAGAAAAGAAUUGCAUUUGCUGAGGAAAAUGCCAGGAUGCUUAAUGAGCAAACUGAGAAAGCUGAAACUGAAGUUAAUUCAAUGAGGCAAGCUAUUGAUGAAUUAAAGUGCGAAAAAGAAGCUGCUGAACUAAGGUACGAACAAUGCCUUGAGAAAAUAGCGAUGAUGGAGAAUGAAAUAUCUCGAGCUCAAGAGGAUGUCAAGCAACUGAUCAGUGAAGUUGAGAUGGGUGCAGCAAAACUUAAAGGUGCAGAAGAACAUUGUUUUUUGUUGGAGAGGUCGAAUCGGUCUCUGCGGUUAGAGGCUGAAACUUUGGUCCAAAGGAUAGCAACAAAGGAUCAAGAACUCUCGAACAAGGAAAUAGAACUGGACACGCUUCAUACUUUACUGGAAGAGGAGAAAUCACAGUUUGCCCAAGUUGAAGCCAGCUUGCAAACUUUGCAAAAGCUGCACUUGCAGUCGCAAGAGGAGCAGAAAGCCUUGGCAGUAGAGCUGGAAAACAAGCUUCAAAUGUUGAAAGAGUUGGAGUUGAGCAACCAGGAAUUGCAAGAUGAUCUGCAUCGAGUCAAGGAUGAGAAUCAGAGCCUCAAUGAGUUAAACAGUUCUUCCAGCAUUUCCAUAACGAACUUGUACAACGAAAUUUCUUGCUUGAAGGAAAUGAAGGUGAAACUUGAAGUGAAACUUGCAGAGCAAGUAAGCCAAACUGAUUCCAUGCAACAGGAGAUUUCUCGUUUGAGGCACGAGAUUGAUGGCUUGAAUAGUAGGUAUCAGGGUUUAAUGGAGCAGAUGUGGUCUGUAGGUCUGAAUCCUGCUUGUCUUGGCUCAUCUGUUAAACACUUGCAAGAUGAAAACUCCAGGCUAAGAGAAGUUUGUGAAAAGGAUGAACGUGAGAAGGAAGUUCUGCAUGAGAAGUUGAAGGCUACAAAUCAGCUCCUUGAGAAGAAUGUUGCCAUGGAUAGAUGUCUUUCAGAAAUGAAUGAAAAACUUGAAGGGUCAAGAGAAAACGUGAAGGAGUUGCGGGAAUCUUGCCAGCUCCUUCAGGGAGAAAAAACGGGGCUUGUAGCUGAAAAGGGAAUUUUGCUCUCCCAGCUACAGCUCAUGAAUGAGCACAUGCAGAAGCUCAUUGAGAAAAAUACCCUGGUUGAGAAUUCUCUCUCUGGUGCCAAUAUCGAGCUUGAGGGUCUCAAGACAAGGAGCAGAAGCUUAGAAGAAUUGUGUGAAAUGCUCAAGAACGACAAAUCCAACCUUUUGACUGAAAAAAGCACAUUGGUCUCUCAGCUGGAAGCUGUUGAACAAAGACUUGGAAACCUUGAAAGGAGGUUCACAAGACUGGAAGAGAAGUACACUGAUCUGGAAAAGGAGAAAGAAUUCACACUCUUCCAGGUCAAAGAACUGUAUGGAUACCUUGGAAUAGAGAAACAGGAGCGUGCAUGCUACAUACAGUCUAGUGAAUCUCGGUUGGCUGAUCUACAAAACCAGGUGCAUGCAUUGCAAGAAGAAAGUCAGCUGAGGAAGAAAGAAUUUGAAGAGGAACUGGAUAAAGCUGUAAAUGCACAGGUUGAGAUCUUCAUCUUACAGAAGUUCAUCGAAGAUUUGGAACAGAAGAAUUUCACACUGUUGAUUGAAUGUCAGAAACAUGCUGAGGCUUCAAAACUAUCAAACAGUGUGAUAUCAGAGCUGGAGGCUGAGAAUCUGGAGCAGCAGGUGGAAGUGGAGUUCUUGUUGGAUGAGAUCGAGAAGUAUAGAAUGGGAGUUCAUCAAGUUUUUCAGUCACUUCAGUUUGAUCCAAUCCAUGAUCAUGAACAAGGAAUUGAUGAAGGAAAAGUUUCUUUUGGGCGUAUGCUAGACAAUAUUGAGGACAUGAAGAGCUUGCUCCAGAGAGAGGAAGAUGAGAAGCAAUUAAUGGCCGUUGAGAACAUGGUGCUCUCAACUUUGUUUGAUCAAUUGAGAUCGGAAGGUGCUGACCUUGAGUCACAGAAAAAAGUUCUGGAGACGGAGUACAAUGCAAUGACAGAAAAGUUCACCGUGGUUGAAAUGGAAAAUCACGAACUUCAGGAGAUGAGCAAGCAAUUGGAAAUAGAACUGAGGAAAGGUGAGGAACAGAAGGGAGAACUAAAAGCUUCGUUGGAAACUCAGCAUUUGAACCUGGAAAGCUUGCAAGGUUCUUACAUCUCACUCAAAGCAGAAAACUUUAACAUGAUUGAAGAAAAGGAAUCUUUACGGAUGAGAUUCUUAGAUCUGAAAAGGGAAAUGAAGAAAGUUGAUGAAGAAAACAGCAACAUCAUUCAGGAAGCAGUAUGUUUGGCAACUCGCUCAUCUGUUUAUGAGAGCUUUGGAAUGCAGAAAGCUGAGGAGCUUGAAGCAGUUUCUGGAGAACUUGAUCAUCUCAGCUCUGUUAACAGUAAACUCAACAAGAAGAUAGAGGACUUGGAGAAGAUGCUUGGAGCAAAACAAUCAGAGUGUUUGUAUCUCAACGAAACAAUCAAGAAGCUGCAGUGUGAGUUGCAGGAAGGCCAGGACUUGAAUGAUCAGUUGAACUGUGAAAUUCUGAUUGCCAAGGACUUUUUGGGAAUGAAAGCAUCAGAGCUUUUAGAAGUAGAGCAGAAGCUGAAAGCUACGCAGGAGGCCAAUGGUGAACUAUGCAGAACAAUUGAGGAGCUGGAGAGGGAAUCUAAGGAAUCCGUUGCAGACAAGGAAAAGUUAGAAAACCAGAUUGCUGAGUUGUCCAAAGACAAUGCAAACCAGAAACGAGAAAUCCAACAGCUUCAUGCAGCAAAUCAAAAUCUGCAGUCAGAAGCGAGCACAUUGCAGAAAGAGAUUGAGGAACACAGGGUUAGAGAGGAGACCUUGAGCCUGGAGUUACAGGAGAGAAGCAAUGAGUCCGAACUCUGGGAGGCCGAGGCUUCAUCGUUCUUCUUCGACCUACAGAUAUCAUCCGUUCACGAGGUUCUUCUCGAGAAGAAGGUUCAUGAACUCUCUGCAGUUUGUUCAACCCUUGAAGAUGACAAUGCCACAAAAGAUGCUGAGAUUGGACAGAUGAAGGAAAAGUUCUUUUCUUUGGAAACUGAAAUGGUGGGGCUGAAGUCUCAGUUAUCUGCAUAUGCUCCAGCAAUAGCUUCAUUGAAAGAUAACAUUGAAUCCCUCGAGCAGAAUGCUCUACUUCUGUCAAAGCUUCCCUCUUCUUCAGUUUGUGACCAAACCCACAAGGACAAUGAUAUAGCUUCUGAUGAUCAUUCAAGUGAGGCAAGAGAUGGGAUCUCCGAUUUGCUGAAGAUGCUACCAAGAGUUAAAACAGUGGAGAAAGCCAUGCUUGAAGAGAUGAGCAGGCUAGAAGCCGAGAAGGCCACAGCAGAGAAGGAGAAGCUUGAAACCCAUGAGAAAGUGAAGAAGCUAAGGAGGAGAUCAUCAAGAAGCAGGGGAGACAGCUUCCAUAGUUUCGAUUCAAACGACAGUGCUCAUAACAACAACUUGCAGAACAAGCACCACCACGACCAACCAUCCGAGAUAGCACCACCAUCACCUGAAAUAAAGAACAACAUCAGCAGCAGCAAUGGCGGUGUCUUGAUGAAAGACAUUCAACUCGUUAGUUCUUCUUCCUCGCGCAGGAGGAGCAGGAGAGUCUCGAGAGCCGACGAUCAAAUGCUCGAGCUCUGGGAAUCCGCAGAGAAGGAUAACGCAGGCCCAGCUCCCCCACUACGGCUGUUGAGUCGAAAUCCAUCAUCCAGAGUUUCGAAGCAGCACAAAACACCCUCAAUUCCUUCUUCUGAGAAGGAAUUAGGAAUUGAUGAUAUAAAGCUGGAGGUUGUACCAACUAAAGAGAAGAAGAGAUCACCCAAUGGAGGCAAGAUCAUGGAGAGGCUUAACUCCGACGGCAAGAAACUGACGUCGCUCUACACAUCCGUGCAAGACAUGAAAAACAAGGUGGAGACUACAAAGGGAAAUGACGUGGAGCUCGAGAAGCUGAGGACUCGGCUGCAGGAAGUGGAAGUAGCUAUUGUGCAGUUAGCAGAGGCUAACGAUCAGCUGAGGAAAGGUGUCCGCAGCGGCACAUCGUCUCCGGAAGAGAUAAUGGUUAAAGCGGAGAGCAACGGGGUGACGGAGCAGGCAAGAAAAGGGUCGGAGAAGAUUGGGAGGUUGGAGUUCGAGGUGCAGAACAUUCAGUACAUUCUGCUGAAGCUAGAUGAGAAGAGCGGGGAGACGAAGAAGAAGAAGGGUAAUGUGCAGCAGAGGUUUUACGGGAGCAAGACGGGUGUUCUGUUGAGGGAUUUUAUCAGCAGUGGUGGGAGGAGGAGGAGUUUCAGGAGAAGGAAGAAGGGUUGUUUCUGUGGUUGUGGGAGACCGGCCACCAUUGAAGAGGAAUGAGACAGGAAGGAGACCGACUGUUGUUUCUACCUUUCUUUUGUUGUAAUAUUUGUAAUGUAGCUGUUGAAACUUGGGAGGAGAAGAAGGAUUUGUCAUGUUGUUCUUGUGUGUAACGAACAAAGGAUAUCUUUCUCCUGUGUAGUUUAUCUCAGCUUUUUUGGAGCUUAUUUCCUGUGGUGGUAGAACAGUAAGUUUAGGUUGGAUUUUAUGUAGGGAAGACCAUAAGUGAUAAAUAAAUGGAAUCAGUCAGC
This is a messenger RNA of Linum trigynum, 10073 nucleotides long. The record is from the annotation of a GenBank genome assembly. NCBI's taxonomy places the organism in Eukaryota, Viridiplantae, Streptophyta, Magnoliopsida, Malpighiales, Linaceae.